UUUACAGUCGGACGGUCAGGCUAGGGGGCCACGUCUGAUUUGUGAUCUUACUGUUAAGGGACCCUAAUUUCAAUUCACAGGAUUAAGCAGCAACAAAAGUUCAAUUGACGGACUAUUUUUGGCUUGUUUCUUAUAUUUCUCCGCUGACAGAAAGUCGGACGCGUCGUCCAGUUAAACUUUUUUUGGACAAUUUCUCAAUCUGUCUUAUCUUAACUUGCAGUUAAGUAGCCUACAUUAUUGUUUUGUAUUUUUUUCGGACCACGUCGCGGAUGAUUCUAAACUUUAUCUAGCAUCCGAGGGACGGUCAACCCAUAGUUAAAAUAAAACCUAAGAAGAAAUAUUGUCCAUGCAGGACGCGUUCAUUCAGCGGGAAUAAGGAACAAAGACAUUCGUGCCAACAACAGAAGCGCUCUUGCCUCCAGACUCCACGGAUCAUUUUGCGCACUGGCUUACAGAUGUAAAGAGGACAAAAAGACAAAGUUUACCACCGAUAGACGUCAAACGUGCAUUAUAUGCAAAUUAUGCACAACACUUUGUUUUGAAGUCAAUUAAAGAGCUUGAAUACAAACUACUGUAUACACGUCAUUACAAACUGACUCGUUUCACUUUUUCCUGGGCAAAAUAUUUUUCUUUUGCCGAGAUUUACGUUAACUACACCUUACAAUUUCCUCGUCAUCGUUUCAUCAGAUUGAGCUUUUUUCAUCUUUGGACAUGUUCUCUGCCAAGUAGAAGUGCACAGAAGUGAGUGCGCCCGUAGUUUUCAUUGUUCUGUUUUGGAGAGCAGCGGGUUCUUUGUCUACAGCAGCGAGAUGAGUAUGAACUUGUCAUCUCCAACACCACUGCGACUGAAGCGAGUAGACUUCGAGGAUGCUCACAAUACAGAUACCUUCAAAUGCAAGCGCCGCAGACUUAGCCAGCCUCCUUCCCCGGGUCUAGCACCCUGUCUUCGACCCCUGUCCCAGAGCCAGGAACAAUCAGGGUCAGAAAAGCACAACGUGUCACGUAUUGGAGCCUACGUUCUGCUGGAGGCAUUAGAAGGAACGCAAACAUUCAGAGCAGUUCAUCAGGUUACAGAACAAGAGUACACAUGCAAGGUGUUUUCAAUGAAGAAGUAUCACGAGUUCAUCGCACCUUACACGCGGCUGCUGCCCCACAACAACAUUUGUAAGAUUGCCGAGGUGGUUCUGGGGGAGAGCAACGUGUACAUAUUCUUCGAGCGUAACUAUGGAGACAUGCACUCGUAUGUGCGCAGCUGCAAGCGGCUACAGGAGGACGAAGCCGUGCGGCUGUUCAGUCAGAUGGCAGCUGCGGUCGCCCACUGUCACGAAAACGGCGUCGUUUUACGAGACCUCAAACUGCGAAAGUUUGUGUUCAUCGAUUCACAGAGAACAAAGCUGGUCUUACAAAACUUAAAGGAUUCCUGUUUACUUAACGGCAACGAUGACUCGCUGACAGACAAACACGGCUGCCCGGCUUACGUCGGUCCGGAGAUCUUAAACUCGCGACAUUCAUACUCAGGGAAAGCUGCCGACGUGUGGAGCCUCGGUGUUGUUCUGUACACCAUGUUAGUAGGACGUUACCCGUUUCAAGAUGUGGAGCCCACAGCACUGUUCAGCAAAAUACGCAGGGGUGCGUUCACCAUCCCAGAAACUCUUUCGCCCAGGGCGAAGUCUUUGGUGUGUUGCAUGUUGAGGAAAUCUCCCUCUGAGCGUAUAGAGGCUGGAGAUAUACUUUUGCAUCCUUGGCUGCACUGUAAUAACAACAUAACCCUCAGCCAGCACUCCAGCACCAGACACUCGACAGAUCAGGUGGUCCCUGAUUUUGAACCGAGUGAGAAUGAGGAUUGUUUGUAAUUCCAAAAGGAGGAUUAGAUUGAUAUGUUCCUGUUUGCCUCCCUAACCGGAGGAGUGGACUCUACGGAGAGAUUGCCUCAUAAGGUAUUCAGAGACUUCAAGGGCAUCAAGUAGUGAGGCAGAUUCAUGGCAGGCAUAGCAAAGAAAUGCUGAGCUGUUCGGAACUGUAGAAAGACUGAGCUUGUGGUCAUUUACAGACAUAAAGACGUAACUGUGUUUUGUUGCCUCUGAUAAUACCCAUUUGUUGUUGUCACACGGUGGGUGAAAGCAAAAUUUGAUGGGUUGCUGUACAAAAGCUACUGGCAAAAACUUUCCUAUAGUGGAUUCGGUCCAGAAAGAACACGAUGAGGCUUGUGCACACUUUCGAUUCAACAGUAUUGUCAGUGCAUGGAUUUCAUCCAUUAUAAACCAUGAUGUGGAAGCAAAUUUGUUUUGUAAUUUAAAGUCUGAUACCUCGAACUUAAAUCCUGGGAUACUUGAUUGAUGCACACUUCGUGCCUUUAUGUACUGUUUACAUUUUUUUUUUUUGCAGUGGAAAAUUCAGAUACAACUAUGUAAAGUGCCUUUCUCCAGUAAAACAUCUGUUGUUGUUGGAUUUGUUGAAGUACCAAAGAUUUGAGUUUUUCCCCAAGUCUACAUGUGUGUGGAUCUGCAACGGGUUAGCACAAGUGCUCAUGUUUCCUUUUCACAUGAAGAAAGGGUUGUUUUUUUCCACCACUUUCUCUUGUAAAUGUCUCUUUAUCUGUUAAACGGUGUAUUUGUGGUGUAGAGCAGGUUUGACCCUGAAGGAAUGUGGAGAACAAGUUUACCACAGGAAAUGUCCAUGUAAUGGUUUAGCAGUGUGCCUGUCGAGCAAAACAAAGGCUUUACAUACCUUAUCGUAUUGCCUGCAUGCAAUGACCCUUUUUUUGUUUAAGUACUUGUCAGUUUGUAGAUAUCUUUUGUUACUAACGAGAAGUGGACACUACAUUUGUUGUUUCAAAGGUUGUUGCACCUAAAAAAUAAAAGUAUUUUGUUGUUGCCAGUACAAAUAAAAAGAAAAUCAAACA
This is a messenger RNA of Triplophysa rosa, 2902 nucleotides long. RefSeq names its product tribbles pseudokinase 3 (gene trib3). Lineage: Eukaryota; Metazoa; Chordata; Actinopteri; Cypriniformes; Nemacheilidae. The coding region runs from base 810 to 1853 and encodes 347 amino acids. Gene Ontology annotation, molecular function: mitogen-activated protein kinase kinase binding; protein kinase activity; ATP binding. Gene Ontology annotation, biological process: regulation of MAP kinase activity; protein phosphorylation; positive regulation of proteasomal ubiquitin-dependent protein catabolic process. Gene Ontology annotation, cellular component: nucleus. The transcript is spliced from 4 exons. The record is from RefSeq and is a predicted model, not a curated record.